Oppiella nova is the source of this 447-nucleotide messenger RNA. The record is from the annotation of a GenBank genome assembly. NCBI's taxonomy places the organism in Eukaryota, Metazoa, Arthropoda, Arachnida, Sarcoptiformes, Oppiidae.
AUGGAAAAACUGGCUGCAGCUGGUUCAUUAUGCCGUCGUUUGGGUGUUGAAGAAGGUUUAGAGCUUGUUCCACCAACAUUUGAAUUGUUCUUCAAAGAUGACGCUUUAGGCGAUCCUAUGGUGAACGAGUCUCAAGCAAUUGCAUUGGGUUGGGCAAAUGCUGAACAAUUGGCGCAAAUGAAAGAAUUGACUCAAAAAGUCAAUGUUGUGCUGAAAGAUUUAUUCGCUCAAGGCAACAUGCUUCUUGUUGAUUUUAAACUUGAAUUUGGCGUGUUCCAUGACCGUAUCGUUUUGGGUGACGAAUUCUCUCCAGACGGUUGCCGUCUAUGGGAUAAAGACACCAAGAAAAAACUCGACAAAGACCGUUUCCGUCAAGGUUUAGGUGGUGUUGUUGAAGCUUAUGAAGAAGUGGCUACUCGCAUUGGUGUAGAUCUUUCAGAUAUCUAA